Molecule: messenger RNA, 427 nt
Organism: Metopolophium dirhodum (rose-grain aphid)
Lineage: Eukaryota; Metazoa; Arthropoda; Insecta; Hemiptera; Aphididae
Exons: 2
Coding region: 102-359 (85 amino acids)
Source: RefSeq, a predicted model, not a curated record
UAGUUCGAUAACAGUUUACACUGUUUACAGUUUUUAGUUGUUUUUGUAUUUAUUACGUAGUAAUAUCAUUAAAUUGAUUUUAAGUUAGUUUUUAAUUGUUCAUGGCCAAACGUGAUAAUAUUAGAUUUAUUAUGGAUCACAGAAAAUCAUCUCAAGAUAAAUUUGCGGACAUGUUUGAUCCUAAUAUUUCGAAGAAUGGUUUUGCGGACAUGCGUAAUCCUCAAAUUUCAAAAAAUGGUUUUGCGGACAUGCGCAAUCCACAUAUUUCUAAAAAUGGAGUUGGAAGUCCACCUUCAUACCGCGAGGGAAAGGAAAAGCAGGAUUUGAAUAAUCAUUCUGAUCAGGACAACAAAAAAUAAUGAGACAUUUUUACAAAAACCACAAAAUUAUUUUUUUUUCUAACAAUAAAUAAACUUUUUUACAUCUA